CCUCACCCCCCAUGCAGCGAGUGCCGGGGCAGGGAGAUGCACGAUUUUCCCGGGGCUGAAUCUUGGUGUUUCUGAGCUUUAUUGGGCUGAAUGUUGGUGCUUUGUUUUUUUGUGGGGGCUGAAUCUUUCUGUUUUGGGAGGAUAUCAGCUUUUUGGUGUUUUGGAAGUUUUUGAUCUCUUUUGAUGUUUGGAGGAUGUUGGUGCUGAAUCUUGGUGUCCUGGAGGUUCUUUCAGACACAAGAUGCCCAUUGACUUCCUGAGAGCACCUUGGGCAAGGAGGUACCCCCAGCCCAAAGUGCUCUCCUCUUGUUUUUUCCUCCAAACCAGGAUUUUUCAUUCCUAAGCAGUGGCUGGAUGGAGGAGGUGGAAAAGCCCUGGAGAAGCCGCAUGAGAAGGGUCUGCAAACCCAGCCCAGGGAGCUGCGAGGAGGAAAGAUCCCGCCUAUGCCAGGAACAUGGCCAGAGAUCCAGCCAGAGCUCAGAGCUGGGGGAGAAGCCCCUGGUGGGGAGAAGCCCUGCAACUGCUUGGAAUGUGGGAAGGGUUUCAGGUACAGGUGCGAGCUGAUCCAGGACCAGGUGAUUCACACUGGGGAAAAGCCCUACAAGUGUGGGGAAUGUGGGAUGAGCUUCAGCUACAUCUCCUACCUGAGGGAACACCAGAGGAUCCACACUGGGGAAAAGCCCUACGAGUGUGGAAAAUGUGGGAAGUGCUUCAGCAAGAGGUCCAACCUGAGGGCACACCAGGUGAUCCACACAGGGGAACGGCCCUACACCUGCUUGGAAUGUGGGAAAAGCUUUGGGUGGAGCUCUGACCUGAGAAAACACCAGCUCAUCCACACUGGGGAGAGGCCCUACGAGUAUCCCGAGUGUGGGAAGAGGUUUCAGCGCAGCUCCACUGUCAUCAGACAUGAGCGGAUUCACACAGACGAGAGGCCCUUCCGCUGCCCCGACUGCGGGAAGAGCUUCAACCGCAACUCCACCCUCACUCUCCACCGGCGCAUCCACACUGGGGAGAGGCCCUACGAGUGUCCCCAGUGUGGGAAGAGCUUCUCACAGAGCUCUCACUUGACCCAACACCAACGGAGGCACCAGUAAGGGAAGCCCUGCGAGUGCCCCGAGUGCGGGAAGAGCUUCGUGCGCUGCUCCAGCUCCAUCCCCCAUGGGAGGAUGGGCAUUGGAUGAUCCCCAGUGACCCCCGUUGGGCAGAGCCCUGGUGAUCCGUGGUCCUGGUGAUGCGUGUUGGGAAGACACCUGGCUGGGAGGCUCCACAUCUUCCUGGCUCCCUGUGGGCGCCUGGAUGAAAGCAGGGGAAUGAAAAUCCAUCAGGACACAGACCAACAAUAGGAAUUCCUUGAGGAGACUGGAUUUGUUGACUUUCAAUCCUAGAGAACCUUUUGUCGCUGCCUCAGGAGCUCUGUUGGCAGAGAAAAGGGGGUGACACCGGGCAUGGGGGCCCAGAGGGAACACACAUGCUCUGGGGGGGGGGAAAUCCAAACUUAGGGACCCCGUCUCACAUUCUUGCUCAGGUAGAUGCUGAGCCCCAGAACCAGGAAGACGAAACCCAACAUGGAGACUCCAAUCUCCGUCAGCAUCUUACUGCAGGUGGCAUUUCAUGGCGUCCCUGGGGCAACUGCAGAGGGCAGGACCCCCAAAACCUCUCACAGACCCCACAGGUACCUCAAAGGACCCUCUCAGUCUCCCCCAGCCUGCCCAGGACCCUCUGGAACCUCCUUUGGACUAACUAAUUUUAAAAAAUCAGGUAUUUUAGAAAAUUUGGAGAUGUCAGCUAGAGACAGGCCUUGCUGGAACUAGUUAGAGUUAAUGAUGAAGUGAGAAGCAGGAUUUGAGAUAAUGAAUCUCAGACUUAGGUAAAAAAUUACUUGUCAUUGUAUGUUUGUUUAGAUGUGCUUAUAAUGAGAAAAGAGAAACUGAUAAACGGGUUCAGGAAGAUCACAGACCUUACAUCUGGAAACCCAUUUCAAAGUCACAAGGGAGGAAACUGGAGUUGUACCAAAUGUCAUUUGUAAUGUCAACCAUUGUAAAGGUAGAAAGGUGAGAGUGAGGAAGAGCCGUUUUCCUUCAUCUCUUGAUGACCCCUCCUCACCAAAACGACCCCCUCCUCAAAUUGGGGAGCCAACCACGCAGUUGUAAUGACAUUUUAAACUGAUUACAGUGCAUUUUAAUCCAAAGUGGGGAAUGGGAAGUGUUAGCAUUAUGCAUAUGUAUUAGUAUUAAUAAGUAUUAGUAUUUUGGAUAUUCAAGACUUUUGUAAAUAAAUAGACACUGGAAUCUUUUGUCAGCUUGCAGUGCAUAUUAAGGGGUGACUCCCGCACUCGCCCAGUGCUGUGAUUAAACAUCCACUGUGUAACUUUAAA
Messenger RNA from Cyanistes caeruleus (blue tit), 2374 nucleotides. The record is from RefSeq and is a predicted model, not a curated record. NCBI's taxonomy places the organism in Eukaryota, Metazoa, Chordata, Aves, Passeriformes, Paridae.